UUCCCUUCCCAACCAUGCUGUGCCAGUCAUGAGGAGACUUGCAAUCAGUCCCAUGGCUUCUGAUGAAAUAAACCAGGUUUCCUGUGUCUUGUGACAACAAACCGGCUGGUUGAGGUUCAGGAAGCAGGAAUGCAAAAGUUGAUCAGUUCCGUUGACAACCGGGCCAUAGGCGUAGUCAUCAUCAAACAUAUUUUAAUAUUAGUAAAAGACAUCAAAAGUAACCACAAAAUGCAAUUUUUAAAUGGUUUUUGAUUAAGGGAGAAAAAAAAUCCAAACUUACAUGGCCCUGUGUGGAAAAAGUGGUUGCCCUCCAGUUAAAACAUGACUGUGGUUUGUCAUACCGGAGUUCAAUAUCUCUAGCCCCACCAGGCCUGAUACUGCCACACCUCAAUCAAGAAAUCACUUCAAUAGGACCUGCCUGACAAAGUGAAGUAGACCGAAAUAUCCUCAAAAGCUAGACAUCAUGCCGAGGUCUAAAUAAAUUCAGGAACAAAUGAGAGAGAAAGUAAGCUUUGGGACUCCAGCGAACUCCAGUCAUAUCCCUCAAAUGGCGAAAACAUAGAACUAGGGUUAGGAAUCGAGAACCGGAACCGGGACUAACCUUACGGUUCUCCCGCAACCGUCCAAAUUUCCAAAUUUCCCAGUUUCGAUGCUUAGUUCUCCAGCCGCGAAGAAGUAGUGCCGAAAAGCAACAAAGAAGUGGCGUAAACCAACGAAGAAGAACGGGAGUGAACAAAAGUGUGUCUUAACUUUGUUAAAAUGAAUGACCAGUAGCCUCAGUGCAACACUUGUAAUAAGAUUAUAUUAUGUAAAGGAGUUUUUCCCGACGUGUAGCGUCUGACGCGAUCCGAGCCUCAGCCUACACCGCGCGGAGCUUCAAUGAAGUCAACCCUGUCAACUGGGUGAGUGAAAUAAUAAAAUACAUCUAUGCCAUCAUUGAGACAGCUAACACGGUAAACGUGUUUUAGCGUUUAUUUUAGUCUUCAAACCAACGUAAACAGUUAAAAUAGCUAUUUUAACAAUGCUAUAUUUAACUUUUAGCUGAAACAUUAUUUAUUGAAUAUUAAGUCAAUUGGGUUAGUUCCACACACACACUUCCUUUUAGUUCAUAGAUACUGGUUAUAAAGAAACACGAGUCAAAUGUUCAUUUGACUCGUCCAUGCUGCUAAGAAAAUGGAUGUUCAUAAUUUGGACACCCUUUAUUUAAACCAUGCAAACUUUUUUGACCCAGCCCCCUAAAAGAAUCGAAAUUCGAGAAUCGUUUGGAACCGGAAUCGAACUGAGAAACCGGAGUCAGAGUAGACCCUACGUAGAACAGUGAUGAACCUUCCUAGGAGUCGCCAGCCGACCAAAAUUACCCCAAGAAUGUAGCGACGACUUAUCCAAGAGGUCGCAAGAGACUCCACAUCAUCCAAAGAACUGCAGGCCUCACUUGCCUCAGUUAAGGUCAGUGUUCAUGACUCCACCAUAAGAAAGAGACUGGGCAAAAAUGGCCUGCAUGGCAGAGUUCCAAGACGAAAACCACUGCUGAAUAAAAAGAACAUAGAGGCUCGUCUCAAUUUUGCUAGAAGAGACCUUGAUGAUCCCCAAGACUUUUGGGAAAAUACUCUGUGGUCUGACAAGACGAAAGUUGAACUUUUGGAAGGUGUGUGUCCCAUUACAUUUGGCGUAAAAGUAUCACCGCAUUUCAGAAAACAAUAAAAUGUGGUUGUAGUGUGAUGGUCUGGGCCUGUUUUGCUGCUUGAGGACCUGGAAGACUUGCAAUUAGUGGAACCAUGAAUUCUGCUGUCUCCCAAAAAAUCCUGGAGGAGAAUGUCCGGCCAUCUUUUUGUGACCUUAAGCUGUAAUGAAUUUAUGCAGUAGGACAAUGAUCCAAAACACACCAGCAAGUCCACCUCUGAAUGACUGAAUAAAAACAAAAUGAAGACUUUGGCGUGGCCUCGUCAAAGUCCUGACCUGAAUCCUAUUUUGAUGCUGUUGCACGACCUUAGAAAAGCGGUCCAUGCUCAAAAGCCCUCCAAUGUGGCUGAAUUACAACAAUUCUGCAAAGAUGAAUGGGCCAAAAUUCCUCCAGAGCGCUGUAAAAGACUUAUUGCAAUAUAUCACAAACGCUUGAUGGCAGUUGUUGCUGCUCAGUGGUGGCCCAACCAAUUAUUGGGUAUAAGGGGCAAUUACUUUUUCAAUACAGGGCCAUGUAAGUUUGGAUUUUUUGUCUCCCUUAAUAACAACCUUCAUUUCAAAACUGCUUUUUGUGUUUACUUGUGUUGCCUUUGACUAAUAUUUGAAUUUGUCUGAUGAUGGGAAACAUUUAAGUGUGACAAACCUUGAAAAAAGUAAUAAAUCAAAACAGGGCAAACUCUUUUCACACCAGUGUACAUUUUUUCAUGUCAUGUGGCUACUCUUCUCAUAAGUGAAGUGAGCAAACCUGUGGCUUCUGGCUAGGCUAAUAUUGCUAGUUCAACUAUGCGAGGAGAGCGGAAGAGAAAAAGGAACACAUCUAAAGUAAAUGCUGAAAGAGUCGCAAUUAUAGCAAAUGGAUGGAUGUUCCGUGACAAAUAAAGCUACAUGACCGUAACCGCACACCUGAAGCUACUUGCAGCAAGCAUGUGACUCAUAUUAUUCUGUGAGCAUGCUUUAAACUACUAAUGAGACCCCAGUUGUAGUUUAAUGUAAAACCUAGACACACAACAAAAAGAAUUAUGCACAUUAUAUAUUCAUGUACAAUAUUUAUAUUACUAUAUACAAGACACCAGCUAGCUUAAUGCUAGCAGUCAAUGCAAAACCCUAUUGAUGGGCUAGCUGAAGUCAGGAUUAGAUAACUGGAGAGAUUUACCGGCAAAUAACGAAUAUUCACACAAACGCCGUAUUAACGCAUAGGGAGAGUUCAUAUAACAAUACUCACAGGCGCACAGUUAAUUGAAUUUUAACCGUGAUUGAGUUUGGCUGCCACGAGUAAUUGAGCCUGAUCGUCUCAUCGAUUUAUUUAUUCAAAUUUAAAAUGCGGGCACUGCUGCAUAUGGAAAGUGCUUCAUUUGGAGCAGUGCCCGCAGCCCAGCGAACGUAUGGUUAAGGCUUCAUAAAGUAGUGGCUCCGCGCUCUGAGGCUAACAUCAAAAUAAAAGCCUAAAUGGCAUUGAUGUCCAAUGUUGUAAUAUAUGAAGCUUUUAUUUUGACGUUGGCCAUCUCAGCACGUCGGCGGAGAGGCGCCGUGUCACGGUCAGACAUACUGUAGCACUGUAUUAACAAUUGUUGUCGCAGUUGUCUUGACUUAAACUUUUCAGCUGGCCUGAUUGUAAUGAAAAUACUCGGGGGAGUAAAUGGAGAGGUAACUCACAACUGCUGAGUCCUUUGCUGUUUGUGACUGUGCAUGACUUACCAAUGGUCAAGUAGAAUGGAGAAGUACCCCCCCUUGACAAUUCACUAUAGUGACAGGGAUUUUCAAAUAAAAAGUCAGUGCUUACAGCCAAAUGUUAUUGCCUUUUAUGCAUGAUCUGUAUUUGCUUCAUUAAAUUGCAAUUUGUGAUUGCACUUUGUAAGCCAUAUGUAUUCAGUUAACCUCUGGUAAAGCAGAAUCUUUUGAGGUAAUAUUUUUUUCUUCCUAUCAUUUAUUCUUAUUUAGAUUUAUUUUGCACUGAAAACUGUUACAUAUUUUUUGCUGAAAAGUAGUGCUAUAAAAAGAUUUUUCUGUAACGAGGAAUAAUCAAUCCAUCAUCCAUUUUCCAUACCGCUUAUUCUCACGAUGGUAUGCUGGAGCAUAUCCCAGCUGACUCUGGGCGAGAGGCGGGGUACAUCCUGAACUGGUCGCCAGCCUGUCGCUGGGCACAGAAACAAACAACCAUUCGCACUCACAUGCAUACCUACGGGCAAUUUAGAGUCUUCAAUUAACCUACCAUGCAUGUUUUUGGGAUGUGGGAGGAAACCGGAGUCCCAGAAGAAAACGCGCGCAGACACUGGGAAAACAUGCAAACUCCACACAGACGACGUCUGAUUUUAACCUGGGCCCUCAGAACUGUGAGGCAGAUGUGCUAACCAGUUGUCCACCGUUCUGCCAUGAGAAAUAAACGUGAUAGAUGGGUCUGGGUAGCAAUGGGGGUACUUUUGGGACUCAGUCCUAUGGACAGGGUGCUGCAGGGCCCGGGCAGCAGCUCAACCCUCAGCAGCAGCUCCAGAACAAGGCCACCCUCGCCAACAGUCUACCACCUUUUGCGAAUGAACUCAAGGGGACAGCUGUCACCAGUGUCUCAAACAUUCAACAGGCAGCCAUGUUGCCACUGGCCAGCGGUGGAGGUGUGGCAGUGCCUUCAGCAGGCCCGACAGCCGACCCAGAGAAGCGCAAGCUGAUCCAGCAGCAGCUGGUCCUACUGCUGCAUGCGCACAAGUGCCAGCGACGGGAGCAGGCCAAUGGGGAGGUGCGGGCCUGUGCCCUACCUCACUGUCGCACCAUGAAGAACGUCCUCAACCACAUGACACACUGCCAAGCUGGGAAGUCUUGCCAGGUGGCUCAUUGUGCGUCGUCCAGACAGAUCAUCUCCCACUGGAAAAAUUGCACACGGCAUGACUGCCCGGUCUGCCUGCCGCUGAAGAACGCCAGCGACAAGCGCACACAGCAGCCCAUGCUGAGUUCCCCCAAUACCAGUCUGCAGAACCCCAUGUCUACAAUUGGUGUGGGCCAGUCUAGUGCCCCUACCAUCAAUACCUCAACCCCCAUAGACCCCAGCUCCAUGCAGAGAGCAUAUGCAGCACUUGGGCUACCUUAUGGUAGCCAAGCCACUGGGCAGACCCAGUCCCAGCAGGCCUCAGGUCCUGGGCAGCCUACGGGUGCACAGAAUGUUCAGGCCCAGCAACAGCUUCCCCAACAAAUGAGAUCCAUCAAUGCACUUGGUAACCAGAUGGCCCUUACAGGUGCCACAAUGGGUGUGACCACUUCAGAACAAACUGGCCUUCACACAGACUCUCUUCCCAACACACUCAACACUAACAAUCAGCUGUUAACAGAUGGGUCAGCUGUAGGCUCAAUGGGCAAUCUACCCACAGCAGCACCCAUCUCUGCCACAGGCACCAGGAAAGCCUGGCAUGAGCAUGUCACCCAGGACUUGCGCAAUCACCUUGUACACAAACUAGUGCAAGCCAUAUUUCCUACCCCUGACCCAGCAGCAUUGAAGGACAGACGGAUGGAGAACCUGGUUGCUUAUGCCAGAAAGGUGGAGGGGGACAUGUAUGAGUCAGCAAAUAGCCGGGAUGAGUACUAUCACUUCCUUGCGGAAAAAAUCUACAAAAUCCAAAAGGAACUAGAAGAGAAGAGGCGCUCACGGCUACAGAAACAGAUCAUUAAUCAGGCAUCCAUGGGGGCCCAGGGUACCCAGCAACCUGGUCACCCACAGCCCAACCCCUUAGGCCCCAGGCCACAGAAUGGACCUAAUCCUCUGCCCAACAUGCCAAAUCAAAUCAUGAACCGCAUGCAGGUUUCACAAGGAAUCAACCAAUUCAAUCACAUGGCUCUGCCCAACGCUCAGAUUUCGCAGACAACGAUGGGGGCUCGUGCUGCCUCUCCAAUGAACCACCCACAACAAAUGAGCAUGAGCUCUGUCCCAGCGGUGGGAAUGUCACCUUCCCGGAUGCCUCAAGCCCAGGGUAUGAUAGCCAGUCACAACAGUGGCAACAUGGUGGGCCAGACAGCCAGCCAGGGACAGUUUAUGGCUCAGACUCAGUUCCCUCCGGGAUCUACUGCUGUCUCUGCAACAGGGGCAAUGAAUGUCACAUUAGCACCUGGGAUGGGUCAGCCACCAGCACAGGCUGCUGUAACUCAGCAGCAGCAGAAUGCUAACCUCCCCAUGAAUGCACUUGGUCCCUCGCUGGGCCCUCAGCUACCCUCUUCCCAAACCCCUUUGCACUCAACUCCUCCGCCUGCUGCCGCUUCCGUCUCCACGGCUGGGGCGGGCACUAACAUGCCCCUCUCCCAGUCCUCCAGCCGUAGUGCCACUCCCACCCUGUCUGGCCUUGCGUCGGGCCAAGGUGCCACCCCACCCUUCCCUACUCAGCCCCAAAUGCAAGUGGAGAACCCGUCAUCAGCACAGACGCAGCCCCUACCUCAGCCCCUGCCUCAGCCCCCUACCACACCGCUUUCUCAACCAGGGUCCAGUCUGGAUAACCGUGUACCCACGCCGGCCUCAGCUUCCAGUGCUGACCUGCACUCGCAGCAUGUCGCACCCGACUUGCCUGUCAAGGAGGUCAAAACAGAGGCACACCAUGAAAAACAAGAGUUUGAGGCCGCUGGCGGCAAAACUGAACCCAAAAUGGAGACUGAUGACAACUCAAGUUCCUCAUUGAUGAAGAAGGAGGAGCCUGAGGAAAGGCAGGAGCCAAUGGAGGUAGAGGAGAAAAAGCUGGAACUGAAGACGGAUCCCAAAGAAGAGGAAGUGGAAGGAACCAACAGAACAACCUCCUCGUCACCCUCUCGGAAGAAAGUCUUCAAGCCUGAGGAGUUACGCCAGGCUCUGAUGCCAACUUUGGAAUCCCUCUACAGACAAGAUUCAGAGUCGUUGCCCUUCAGACAGCCAGUUGACCCUAUGCUUCUGUGUAUUCCGGACUACUUUGACAUAGUUAAGAACCCAAUAGAUCUGUCCACAAUAAAACGCAAACUGGACACAGGCCAGUACCAGGAUCCCUGGCAAUACGUUGAUGAUGUUUGGCUGAUGUUCAACAACGCGUGGCUGUACAACCGCAAGACAUCCCGUGUGUACAAGUGUUGCUCCAAGCUGGCUGAGGUUUUUGAGGCAGAGAUUGACCCCGUCAUGCAAAGCCUGGGCUACUGCUGUGGGAGGAAGUUUGAGUUUUCCCCCCAAACCCUCUGUUGUUAUGGGAAACAGCUCUGUACCAUCCCAACUGGAGGCACAUACUACAGUUACCAGAACAGGUACCAUUUUUGUGAGAAGUGCUUCAAUGAGAUUCAGGGAGAGAGUGUGACAUUAGGAGAUGAUCCUGCACAGCCACAGACGAUGAUAUCAAAAGACCAGUUUGAAAAAAAGAAGAACGACGUACUGGAACCUGAGCCUUUUGUUGAAUGUAAAGAUUGUGGACGGAAGAUGCACCAGAUAUGUGUCUUACACUAUGAGGUUAUUUGGCCAUCUGGAUUCAUCUGUGACAACUGUUUGAAGAAGAGUGGAAAAACACGGAAGGACAACAAGUUCUCAGCAAAAAGGCUGCAGUCAACACGACUGGGAAUGUAUAUAGAGGAUCGUGUGAAUAAAUUCUUAAAAAGACAGAACCACCCAGAAGCUGGAGAGGUAUUUGUGCGGGUUGUUGCAAGCUCUGACAAAAUGGUGGAGGUUAAACAAGGCAUGAAAGCAAGAUUUGUGGAUACAGGUGAGAUGCCAGAGACCUUUCCCUACAGAACCAAAGCACUUUUCGCCUUUGAAGAGAUUGAUGGCGUCGAUGUGUGCUUCUUUGGCAUGCAUGUACAGGAGUAUGGCUCUGAAUGCCCAUUUCCCAACACUAGACGAGUCUACAUAUCAUACCUUGACAGUAUUCACUUCUUCAAACCUCGAGUUUUAAGAACAGCAGUGUACCAUGAGAUCCUUAUCGGCUAUCUAGAAUAUGCCAAGAAACUUGGCUAUGCUCAAGGCCACAUCUGGGCGUGUCCGCCAAGUGAGGGGGAUGACUACAUCUUCCACUGUCAUCCUCCUGAGCAGAAGAUCCCCAAACCCAAGAGACUUCAGGACUGGUAUCGGAAGAUGCUGGACAAGGCCUUUGGUGAAAGGAUCUUGCACGACUACAAGGAUAUUUUCAAACAGGCAACUGAGGACCGCCUAACCAGCGCCAAUGAGCUGCCCUACUUUGAAGGAGACUUCUGGCCCAAUGUUCUGGAGGAAAGCAUCAAGGAGCUGGAGCAGGAGGAGGAGGAGAGAAAGAAGGAAGAGAACACUGCUGCCUCUGAUACUCCUGAGGGUACCCCAGGUGACAGUAAAAAUGCUAAGAAGAAAAACAACAAGAAGACCAAUAAAAACAAAAGCAGUGUGAGUCGCGCCAACAAGAAGAAGCCUGGAAUGCCAAAUGUAGCAAACGAUUUGUCCCAGAAGCUUUAUGCCACCAUGGAGAAGCACAAAGAGGUGUUCUUUGUAAUCCACCUCCACCCCGGCCCCAUGGUCAACACUUUGCAUCCCAUUAUUGACCCCGACCCCUUGCUCUCCUGUGACCUGAUGGAUGGCCGUGAUGCUUUUUUGACUUUGGCCAGGGACAAACAUUGGGAGUUCAGCUCUCUCAGGAGAUGCAAGUGGAGCACUAUGUGUAUGCUCGUUGAGCUGCACAACCAGGGACAGGACCGCUUUGUGUACACUUGCAAUGAAUGCAAGCACCAUGUUGAGACACGAUGGCACUGCACAGUGUGUGAGGACUUUGACCUUUGUAUUAAUUGUUAUAAUGCAAAGGGCCAUGAGCACCAGAUGGUGAAAUGGGGUCUCGGCCUGGAUGAUGACAACAACAGCCAGAGUGGCGAGGCCUCAAAAAGCCCACAGGAAAGCCGGCGUUUGAGCAUCCAACGCUGCAUCCAGUCUCUUGUCCAUGCUUGUCAGUGCCGCAACGCCAACUGCUCUCUGCCGUCCUGCCAGAAGAUGAAGAGAGUGGUGCAGCACACAAAGUGUUGCAAGCGGAAAACAAACGGUGGAUGUCCUGUGUGCAAGCAGCUUAUUGCUUUAUGCUGUUACCAUGCAAAGAACUGUCAGGAGAAUAAGUGUCCGGUGCCAUUCUGCCUGAAUAUCAAGCACAAGCUUCGCCAGCAGCAGCUGCAGCACAGGCUCCAGCAGGCUCACUUGAUGAGGAGAAGAAUGGCAACCAUGCAAGGCAGAACCAUGCCGCUACCGUCCCCACCGGCAUCAGCUGCUCCAACAACUCCUACUUCCCACACACAGCCCAACACACCCCAGACGCCACAGCCGCCACUGUCCAAUCAGCCUCAGACCCCCAACUCGUCAGGUGUCAUGUCCCCUUCUUUCCCCAGUGCACCGCGCAAUGAACAGCCCCAAGCAGCUGUGCCCCAAGGUAAGCCGGGGCCCCAGGCCUCCCCUCUGCAUCAGCAACCGUCCCCUGUUCCACAGCCACCUCAGCCACAACAAAUACAACAGCAGCCUCCCCUUGCUGCUGUUAAGAUGGCCCGGCACAUUGAAUUGAUGGCACAGGCUCAACAGAACCAGCAGAACUAUCUGGUCAACAUGAACGGCUUGCCCAUGAACCCCCAGCAGCCACAACAGCGUAUGACAGGACCAAUGCAAGCACCCAUGCAGAUGGUACCAGGGCCACGGGGACCACAGGUCAUGCAACCAAACAUGGCCCCCGGUUCAUGGCCUGGACCUGGAGGGCCUAUGCAGGCUGCACAGACUCAACAACCAGGCCUUGUCCCAGGCCAGACCCCCGCGCAGGCCAUGACCAUGCAGCGAGCCAUGAUGCCUCCAGGACAGCAACCUCCGGGGCAAAGGAUGCUCAUUCCACAGCAGCCUGGUGCAAGGCCACAGGCACCACAAAGACCUGGCACUAUACCCCCCAAUGCUCUUCAGGAUCUUCUCCGUACCCUCAAGUCUCCCAGCUCACCUCAGCAACAACAGCAAGUCCUCAACAUCCUCAAAUCAAACCCUCAGCUAAUGGCUGCUUUCAUUAAACAGCGAACCGCCAAGUACCACGCCAACCAACCACAGCAGCAAGCAGGUCAGCAGCCUGGUUUACCCACAAUGCAGACCAUGGGCAUGCCAGGAGUUACCGUGCAAAGACCAGGGAUACCAUCUCAGCAGCCUCAGCAACCUGCUGCUCAGGGUAUGGCAGCGAUGGGAGCGCAAGGGCAGCUGAUGAAUGCAGCACAUAACACCAACCCGCAAAUUCAAGAGCUCUAUCGUCGCCAACUCUUGAGACAACAGCAGCAACAGCAACAACAGGCAGUGAUGCCUCAGGGACACCCCGGCCAGUUCCCUGCCCAGGCCCAGGCUACAGCAGCUACGUACUCCCAACUCCGCAUGCAGCAACAGCAGAUGCAAGCCAUGCAAGCAGGGGCAGGAGCAGCUGGGGCCCCAAUGGGCCAAUUACCACCCAUGGCCCAGCCGGGCAUUGGAAUGGACCCUACUCAGAAAAUACUGCAUCAACGAAUGCUUCAGCAACAACAGCAGCAACAUCUUCCUCAGCAGCAGGCUGUCCUCAAGCAGCAGAUGGCUUCUCCUGUCCAGCCCAGCCCCAUGAGCCCCCAAACCCACCUGCUUGCUGGUCAGCCUCAAGGUGGGCAGCAUCUCCCCAGCCAGCCCACAUUAGCCAACAGUCUAAGCAACCAAGUGCGUUCCCCUGCGCCCGUUCAGUCCCCUUGUCCGACCUCGCAGCCACCACCACAUUCCAGUCCCUCGCCGCAGAUCCAGAACCAGCCCCAGCCCUCACCACAGCACCCACCUCCACCCCACUCCAGUUCCCCCCAUCAUGGACUUGGAGGCCCACUGUCAGGGUCCAUGGAACAGGGACACUUGGGGACAUCAGAACAAAGCGCCAUGCUACCCCAGCUUAACCCUCCCAACAGAGGGGUACUAAAUAGUGACUUGAGCAUGGUGGGAGAUGCGACAGGAGACACUCUAGAGAAGUUUGUGGAGGGAUUGUAGCAUUUCUGCUGGGAAAUGAAGUACCAGGGACCCUUCCUAAAUUCUUCCUAACUUCCCUCAGACUCUUUAUCUUAGAGGGCUUUGUUUGUUCUUUCUACUAUUGAGAGCAUUUUUGUACCUGUAUUAAAAAAAAACUGUUGUAAAAACGAAAAAAAGAGAAUUUGUUAAAUUGGGGGGUUUAAAGUCCAACACCCUGUGGGAAUAAAGUAUUCCUCAAGUUUUUUUUUUUUUUUUUUUUUUUUUUUUUUUGCUUCUUGCAACUGCAACGGGGUUUGCAAUUAGCUUCUUAAAAUGCAAUUUAAGUCACAAAGAAUAUAUUUUUUGGUUGAGACCAAAUGUGUUCAAUACUCAAUUUAUUUUUGGUUGGUUCUUGGUAUGAUUUCAUGCCAUCCUCAUUUAAAAAAAAAAUUUUUUUUUUAAAGAAAAUGUACAAUUGAAUUGUAUUAUUCAUAUCUUUUGUACCAUUAGGGGGAAAAAAGUUUGUCUGGAAGCUGGGCCAGGGUUUUGUUCUAUUGUCAAGCUGUUGUCCCUGGGAUUUGUGGUCAUGCAUUUUAUCAUUCAUCAAUGAUGUGCUGAGGGACUGAGACCUCUUCUCUGUGUGUAUGAAGAGCACUCAGUUGUAUUAAAAUAGGAAAUGGACUGUGGCAGGUUGUUUACACACAUGUAUACAGGUGCACAUGAAGACACCGACGCAAACCUCACGCUCAUUAAAAGAAUCAGACCCUACUGGUACCACAAACCCCCCAAAACUAACAUUUACAGCGCCCAUCUCAGAUGCCUGGAUGUUGGAAAGUCUUGUUUUUGCAGGUGUAGAAAAUUGUUACUUUGACAUUAAAAAAUGAUUUGUCAUGCUUUUUUCAAUCAAAUAUUAUAAAGAGAGUGGGAGAAA
Molecule: messenger RNA, 11507 nt
Organism: Phyllopteryx taeniolatus (common seadragon)
Lineage: Eukaryota; Metazoa; Chordata; Actinopteri; Syngnathiformes; Syngnathidae
Gene: crebbpa
Product: CREB binding protein a
Exons: 30
Coding region: 4070-10618 (2182 amino acids)
Biological process (GO): positive regulation of transcription by RNA polymerase II
Cellular component (GO): histone acetyltransferase complex; transcription regulator complex; nucleus
Molecular function (GO): chromatin DNA binding; histone acetyltransferase activity; protein binding
Source: RefSeq, a predicted model, not a curated record